Messenger RNA from Nerophis lumbriciformis (worm pipefish), 1434 nucleotides. The record is from RefSeq and is a predicted model, not a curated record. NCBI's taxonomy places the organism in Eukaryota, Metazoa, Chordata, Actinopteri, Syngnathiformes, Syngnathidae.
AUGGCAGGGGAUCUCUACAGCCCCCCAUCCCCACUCGGGGACUCUUUACUGGACAACCCUCUUUGUGAGGACCUCAUGGAGGACCUUCAAAACAUUUCUCAGUCCAUUGGAGAAGACACUCAUGGAUUUGAUUUCCCAGAGUACCAGAGCGCCCAUUCGGGGUCGGAGAACUCCAUUGCGUUGGACACCUUAACUCCAGCCUCCAGUCCGUCACCAGUGGGCUGUCGGGAGGCGCCGGAUCCCGACGAGUUCUUAGGCGCCAUCAGCCUGGAGUGCAAAGUGUGUUCAGACAAAGCGUCGGGCUUCCACUACGGCGUUCACGCCUGCGAGGGUUGCAAGGGUUUCUUCAGGAGAACGCUCCGGCUCAAGCUGGAGUACGACAAGUGCGAACGACGCUGCAAAAUCCAGAAGAAAAACCGAAACAAGUGCCAGUACUGCCGCUUCCACAAGUGCCUUUCGGUGGGCAUGUCCCACAACGCCAUCCGCUUCGGUCGCAUGCCCCAGGCGGAGAAGAUAAAGCUGAAGGCGGAGAGCAAGAUUGUGAAGAAGAUAGAAGUUAGCCCUACGCGGUCCGACCACAAAGUCCUCAUUGGGUGCAUCCACGAAGCCUACAUGAAGAACUUCAACAUGAACAAAGCAAAAGCUCGGCUCAUACUCACCGGCAAGGCGAGCAAGCCGCCUUUUGUAAUCCACGACAUGGAGACUUUCCAGCUAGCAGAGCAGACGCUAGCGGCGCAAGUGUCGAGGGGGAGCGAUGUGGAGGCUCACGACGGGCUGCGGGCGGGGGUGCUGAUCGCCGCCGUGGGAUGCGGCGGACUCCGGCGGAGGGAGGCCGAAGCGCGACUCUUCCAUUGCUGCCAAAGCACCUCCGUGGAGACGGUCACCGAGCUCACCGAGUUCGCUAAAGCUAUUCCGAGCUUCCAGAACCUCGACUUGAACGACCAGGUGACUCUUCUCAAGUACGGCGUUUACGAGGCCCUCUUCACGCUCCUGGCCUCGUGCAUGAACAAAGACGGGCUCCUGGUGGCACGUGGCGGCGGAUUCAUCACCCGCGAGUUCCUCAAGAGCCUGCGGCGGCCGUUCAGCGACAUGAUGGAGCCCAAAUUCCAGUUCGCCACACGCUUCAACUCCCUAGAACUGGACGACAGCGACCUGGCGCUCUUCGUGGCCGCCAUCAUCUGCUGCGGAGACCGUCCUGGUCUGGUGGACGCAAGUCUGGUGGAGCAGCUUCAAGAAGGCAUCGUAUUGGCUCUGCGGCUCCAUCUGCAGGCCAACCACCCCGACGACGCCUUCCUCUUCCCGAGACUGUUGCAGAAACUGGCCGAUCUGCGGGAACUGGUGACCGAGCACGCUCAGUUGGUGCAGGAAAUUGAAACGACGGAGGACGCGUCGCUGCAUCCUCUCCUCCAGGAGAUCUACAGGGAUAUGUACUAA